UUAGCCCCUCGCGCUGGUGCCGCUGGCUCCGGCAAAAAGCAGCGAGUGACUCAUAGCCCCGCCGUUCGCCACACAGCAUUUUAAAUAAGGGAACCGGAGCAGCCAAUGUACGGCUGGUCUCUACGGGGAGGCAGUCGUGGCGGAUGGCUGCCUGCAGGAGGAGCAGGAAGCUGCUGCACUGAAGAGGAGGAGGCGGCGGCGGCGGCUAAGGAGGAGGUAGAGGUGCUGCCUGGCACACCGCCGCCCCACCUGAGCCGCUAGCCGGGCAAUGGACACAUGUUGAGCGAUCGCCAGCGGCAGGGGAGAGGGCAAGAGGAGGCCAGCCGCCGCCGCCAGCAUCCUGUGGACCCCUGGCUGGAGGCAAGGAGCUCUCCUUCUCAGCAGCUGCGAGGUUAUGCCACGCCUCAGACUUACUGGGUUCCUGCUAAUGAAAGAGAAGGGUUGAUAUUGGCCCAAAUAUUGCAUGACGGUCCAUAGAAUAUAACCUAAGAUGGCAGCUGGAAACAUGACUCCUUUGGGAGGCAUCUUCACUACUGUGCAGCAGGAUGGUGAGGAUGUUGAGACAGUGUUCUCUGGCCCAGAGGAUGAGGAGGAUUUGGACAAGACCUUGGCUGUUGAACGGUUUGGUGACCUGAUUGGCAAGUCUGUGCUAAGAGACCAGGAGAAACAAGGCCGCAGCUACAGUGAGAGCGACUUUGAAUUCCAUCGCCAAACAUCUCACCACAUCCACCACCCUCUCUCCACUCACCUACCACCCCCACACAAGUCCCAGAAGAGGCUUCUGCAUUCUGACAGGAAGAAGAAGAAAAAGAGAAAGUCAAGGAAAACUUCUAUACCUCCCUCCAAUGUCACCCCAACCAUUCAGGAGGAAGAGGAGGAAGAAGAAGAGGAAGUAGAAUCUGAAGGGGAUGAGGUUUUGGAGAAGGAAAGCUCAGCAGAAUCUGACCUUGAGGCCUCUUCCAAAGGGGAGUCUCAUCAUGGCAAACCAAAAGGAGACCUGACAGAAGGAAGUGUGGAGUUCACCAUUGGGAGUGAGGAGGAGGAGGAAGAACAAGAAGGGGAGGAAGAGGAGGAGGAGGAAGCCCAUGACAGCCAAUGCAAUCUGUCAUUUCAUGUGGCAGAGGAAUGCAGUCAUCUCCCCCCACUCCCAUGUCUUUCUAAUCUGCUACCAGAGAAAGGAUCUACAUCUCCCAGGAGCUUCUCUGGAUACAGAGAUAACAUAUCUCGUGGAUGGGACAAGCGCAAACCUUGGAAUCAGGUGCCAAGUGGGCAGCGGUCAAAUUACGAUCUGAAGGAGAGGGUGUGUAUUGGCAGCAUGACUGCUGUGGAGAGUGCCACAUAUCAGCGAAUCCCUACAGAUGAAGCUGAGGCUCAGAUGCUGGCUUCUGCUGACCUUGAUGAUAUGAAAAGCCAUCGUUUUGAAGAUAAUCCAGGAGUAAGGAGACAUCUAGUAAAGAAACCCUCUCGGAACCAGACUACCAGAAGCAGCAAAAAGUCUUUGUCUUCACAAUCUGUGAAGAAAAAGAAGAAGAAGAAGAAGCUUGACAGGAAACCUCACGAGGUAUUUGUGGAGCUGAAUGAAUUAGUUGUGGAUAAAAACCAAGAUAUGCACUGGAAGGAGACAGCACGCUGGAUCAAAUUUGAAGAGAAUGUAGAGGAGGAUACAGCACGCUGGGGGAAGCCUCAUGUGGCCUCACUUUCCUUUCGCAGUCUUCUGGAGCUCAGGAAGACUAUUGCCCAUGGUGCUGUUCUGCUGGAUCUGGAGCAAACAACAUUACCCGGUAUUGCUCACCUGGUAGUUGAGACCAUGAUAAUCUCAGACCAGAUCAAGGCUGAAGACAGAGCCAAUGUGCUGAGGGCCUUGCUGCUCAAGCAUAGUCAUCCCAAUGAUGAGAAGGAGGCAUUCUUCCCCCGGAACCAUUCCAACUCCAGUAUGAACUCUAUGGUAGGAAACCACCACCACAACCACACCACUGACACGUGCAUGCCAUUGAUGGGGGAAGACCACAUUGAGAUGACAGAGCCCAGAAUCCAUGACCCUGACUUCAGAGAGAAAAGCAUGCACCUUCAUAGCAAUGAGGGACAUCGUGGCAGAUAUCUGAAGCUGAUGGAGAAGAUUCCUGAUGAUGCUGAGGCCACUGUGGUACUUGUUGGUUGUGUUCAGUUUCUUGAACAACCAACAAUGGCUUUUGUUCGUUUAAAUGAGGCUGUGUUCUUGGAGUCAGUUCUGGAGGUUCCAGUUCCUGUCCGUUUCAUCUUUGUCUUACUGGGACCGAGCCAGUCCAACAUGGAUUAUCAUGAGAUUGGACGCUCCAUUUCCACCCUCAUGUCAGACAAGCGUUUCCAUGAAGCUGCUUACAUGGCAGACGACCGCCAGGACUUGCUCAAUGCCAUCAAUGAGUUCCUUGACUGUAGCAUCGUCAUCCCCCCGUCAGAAGUAGAGGGGAAGGAUUUGCUCAAGUCGAUUGCCACCUUCCAGAGGGUGCUACUGAGGAAAAGGAAAGAGAGGGAGCAGAAGAAGGUUGCCAAAGAAGGGAAUGUCCAGGAAGCCAAAGAGCUGUGUGAGGUGAAAAUCGAGGAGGAAGAGGAGGGUGAAGAAGAGGAUGACCCUCUGAGGCGUACUGGCAUUUUCUUUGGUGGUUUGGUGCGAGACAUAAAGCGCAGGUACCCCAAGUAUCUGAGUGACCUCAGAGAUGCCCUGCACAGCCAGUGCCUCGCAGCCGUGCUAUUCAUCUACUUCGCUGCUCUCUCUCCUGCCAUCACCUUUGGGGGACUGCUAGGUGAGAAGACAGAAGGCCUCAUGGGUGUUUCAGAGUUGAUCAUCUCCACAUCAGUGCUGGGUGUGCUCUUUUCUCUGCUGAGUGCUCAGCCUCUUCUUGUCAUUGGCUUUUCAGGGCCCCUGCUGGUCUUUGAAGAAGCUUUCUAUAAGUUCUGCCAGAGCCAGGGCAUUGAGUAUCUAACAGGCCGGGUGUGGAUUGGCUUCUGGCUCAUCGUCUUUAUUGUCAUCAUUGUGGCUGCUGAGGGCAGCUUCCUAGUGCGCUACAUCACCCCCUUCACCCAAGAAAUCUUUGCCUUCCUCAUCUCCCUCAUCUUCAUUUAUGAAACAUUCUACAAGCUUUACAAGAUAUUUACAGAGCACCCACUUCUGAAGUUCUACCCACCAUAUCUUCAAAGCCGUCUAAAUGCCACUUCAUUUUCUACUGAUUCCACAACCCUGGACACCCAAAUGCAGCCCAACACUGCCCUGCUGUCCCUCAUCCUCAUGCUGGGGACCUUUUUCAUUGCCUUUUUCAUGCGCAAGUUUAAGAAUAGCCGAUUUCUGGGAGGGAAGGCUCGACGAAUCAUUGGAGAUUUUGGAAUCCCUAUCUCCAUUUUGGUCAUGGUUCUGGUAGAUUACACAAUCACUGAUACAUAUACACAGAAACUGAAUGUCCCCUCAGUGCUGUCAGUCACAGCCCCAGAGAAGCGUGGCUGGUUCAUCCAUCCAUUAGGCAGCAAGCAGGCUUUCCCCAUGUGGAUGAUGUUUGCUUCUGCCAUCCCUGCCCUGCUAGUCUUCAUUCUUAUCUUUAUGGAAACCCAGAUCACAACCCUGAUUGUCAGCAAAAAGGAACGGAAGCUGAUAAAGGGGUCAGGAUUCCAUCUUGAUUUGCUCCUCAUUGGUACAAUGGGAGGGCUCUGUGCUCUUUUUGGACUGCCAUGGCUCACAGCUGCCACUGUCCGCUCGAUCACCCAUGUUAAUGCUCUCACUGUCAUGAGCAAGGCCAUUGCACCUGGCGAGAAGCCAAAGAUUGAGGAAGUGAAGGAGCAGCGUGUGACAGGAGUGCUCAUUGCUAGCCUUGUUGGCCUGUCCAUUGUCAUGGGGAGUGUAUUGCGCCAAAUCCCACUGGCUGUGCUGUUUGGGAUUUUCCUGUAUAUGGGUGUGACAUCGCUGACUGGCAUCCAGCUCUAUGAGCGGCUCCUCCUUAUCUUCAUGCCAUCCAAACAUCACCCUGAUCAUGUCUAUGUUGUCAAGGUGAAGACAUGGCGAAUGAACCUCUUCACAUGCAUCCAGUUGGCCUGCAUUGUGCUAUUGUGGGUGGUGAAAUCCACAGCAGCAUCGUUGGCUUUCCCAUUUGUCCUGAUCAUGACAGUCCCUCUGAGACGGUUCCUACUGCCACGUUUCUUUCAAGAGAGAGAACUCAAAGCGCUGGACUCAGAGGAUGCAGCACCAAACUUUGAUGAAGAUGGGCGGGACGAAUAUAACGAACUUCACAUGCCUGUAUGAGACCUAGCAUAUGUUCACUGGCCUUCAUUCUUCCCUGGCCUCGUGGGAUAGGCCUUCUUUCCUUAUGCUGUCCCUGACCAAGAAAAUCAGAAGUGGCUUUGAACUGGUUAUGGCUGUGAACCAUCUGGCAGCUGUCUCGUAUCUUUUAGGGAAGCACCAGCUCAGAAGGAAAUUUGGGCCAAUCAAAGCAAAAGUUGCUAUCUUCUUCUGGACACAUAAUAUGGGUCUGGACACCACCCAUAUUCCUCCUCAGACAGAUUGUGACAGUGUUGGUGCUGUGCCAGAAUAGAUACCUUAGCUGGCUCCUGUUAGUCUCCAUUGCUCAGAAGACAAGGAGACUUCACUGCUUUGCUGAGGGAGAAACAGCAACAGUUCAGCAAAGAAGAAGGAAGAGAACAAGUAGGCCCUACCAGAAAUGUCAAGUGUAAUGCUGUUCAUGCAGAGCUAGCAGAUUCCUGGGGUUGGGAGUACAACUGGUAUCUCCAUCUUGAACCUUACUCCCAUGACUAUGACCAGGAACAUCCAACAGUCUCUUUAUUCAUCUGCUGUUCUGCAUUAUGUUUAGUUGGGAGUCCAUGGAAGAUUCUGACCCCUUCUAUCUGUGGAGCAGCAGUGAUGAAUGCUCAAGAUAGCAAAUAAUAGUAUGUGCAUGUGCAGGGCCUUUUGCACUCUGGUCUGCCCUGCAAGUGUAACAUGGGAACUUGUGCAAUAUUAAUAUGCACAUGUAUGUGCUCGUGCACAGCAUGGUGCAUGUUCUCAUUAUCACUCAGGGCAGCGAUAAAGAAUAGACAGUGAUGUAUGAUGCAAAUCUUUACUCAUACAGGGAAAAGAUGAAUAUAGCAACACUUGCUUACAUAACCUGAGUACCAGGAGCAAGCUAAACUAAUAAUGAAGUGAAGACUUGCAUUAUUCAUGUAGCUGCCAUGGUCAGGAAAUUGUCACACAAUUUAUACACCACUCUUCUGGUGUCUUUCUCCAGCUUUUGACAAAGGGCAUCAUAGGAUGCAGUUAAAGAAAUGGGGAUCACAAGGAGCUCAAGUUAAAAACCUAACUUGGGACUGAAUUUGACCUUGGCUCAGGGUCUUUUUCAUGCCCAGCAGAAAAUAGGAAUUCCCAGUAUCAGUGCAGUAAGUAAGAAGCAAGAAACCUCCACAGCAUCUAAGCCAGGUAUAAACAAUUGCCCUUUAGCCUUUGUAUUUGCCUGGUUAAAUGAAUAGAAACUUCAGCCCCUUCUAUCAGAUUCUCCAGCUCCGCCUUCAAUAGGUACAGUUUUAUCUUGUUCCUACUCUAACCUCCUUCCCACAUCCCUGCUCCCCCCCCCACGUCUGUAUGAUUAUUACAUUUCUUACUAUAUUCUUUGUCAUGCAGUGAUUUCAUCUGCAGUAACAUUUUUCAUCAGGGUCAAGUCUUCAGAAUGGCCACAAUAGCCCAGCCUCAAAACUGGAAUGAGAUGUUUCUGGGAAGGUGGGUUGAGGUACUCUGCCCUGCGGCUUUAACUUUUUUUCUACUACAUGGAGUUUCUCUUCAUUAGUCCUUUGAGAGUUCAGUGGCUCCCAACUUCCUCAACUUCACCUACCAUUAAACCUCUCUGCCUCUUCUUCAUGCACCCACUUAAGUCAUCACCACCACAAACAGCUUCCCUGAUGUAUUUUACUUCAAAGGUCAUAUACAAAAAAAAAAUCAGAUUUCAUGUAAGAAUUAUGUUGUGUAAGAUACACAUCUGCUUCAGUCUCUAAAUCUGAAUAUUAUUUUUAAUACCCUUGCUUCUCUUUGGUGAGUAGCAUGUGUUCUGUCCCAUAUACGUGGCAUAGCCGAUGAGACUGAGCACGUGCACAAACACCAUGCCGCUGGAGUUCAGUGCAAGGGUCCAAAAAGCAGCUUCUCUUCCCUUAGGUCAUCACAAGGAAACUUUAAUACACCAUUAAGUCCUGUUCUGUAAAUCUGUUGUAUUAGAUUAUGUAUGUGGAAAAAUGGGGUGUUCAAAAGUGCCAGCUAUGAUUCUUGUCAUGACCACACAUAGAGCCAUCAGGCUUUAGAGUUUGGGUCAUGGUUCUAUUCUGGGCCAUGGCCCACACUCUGUUAAUAAAAUGGAGGCUGUCCCUCCCCACCUACCUCAGGGGCUGCCUGCUGUUGGCUGGAUAGUUAAGAGGCCAUAGGUAUUCCUCUGCUCAUUCCCAGCUGGCUGCCAGCCUGCCCCACCUACAGACAGUGACCUCCAGUGUGCCCUCUGUAGCCAGGAUAGGAAACCUGAAUAGUUUGAAGCAGAGCCUCUGGUACUUUGCCUGAGCAUUGCAACUCUUCUGAAUGUAAUAGGAAUGGAUAUGGCUGCACCAAUAAACCUUUCACUUAAAUGUU
Messenger RNA from Pogona vitticeps (central bearded dragon), 6619 nucleotides. RefSeq names its product solute carrier family 4 member 3 (gene SLC4A3). The record is from RefSeq and is a predicted model, not a curated record. Gene Ontology annotation, molecular function: solute:inorganic anion antiporter activity; monoatomic anion transmembrane transporter activity. Gene Ontology annotation, cellular component: plasma membrane. NCBI's taxonomy places the organism in Eukaryota, Metazoa, Chordata, Lepidosauria, Squamata, Agamidae. Gene Ontology annotation, biological process: transmembrane transport; monoatomic anion transport; regulation of intracellular pH.